UUAUAAUUAAAAAAAUAAAUUAUUCAUAAAAUCCAAAAACAAUUGAAUCAAAUCAUUAUUUUCACUCAUUUUUCUAUUAUUAAGUAUCACUUCAUUUAAUUGGUGACUCAUUUUUACCGAUCCAUCACUUGAUUUGUGGUCAAAUGGCCGGUUGUCUCGACAAUAUUCAAAUACGACGUCCCGAAUGGUUGGACUUCGGAGAGAAGCGAAACGCCGUGGCCUCGAUAGCUGCCGGCGCUGCCUUUUUCACGGGUUGGUGGAUAAUCAUUGACAUCUCUGCCCGAUAUACUGAUGGCAAUGACUUUUACAGCGCAUACCACGUGUGCGGCGUUUUGGGCACUCUUUCGCUAUUCAUGAUUAACGCCGUAUCUAAUGGUCAUAUCAGAGGCGAUGCCUACUCUAGUGGUGUGUUUGGUCAGACAGCGGCCAGAAUUUGGCUAUUCAUUGGUUUUGUGUUGGGUUUCGGUUCAGUAAUCGCUGCCAUUUGGAUACUAUUUGGCGUUUAUGUAAUACCCGGCAAUAAAAAGACGGUUUAUCCGGGAAUCGGCAUUUUCUUUCAAAAUGUUCUCAUAUUUAUCGGUUCACUUGUAUUUAAAUUUGGACGAACUGAAGAUCUGUGGAAUUGAUUUUAUAAAAUAUUAAUCUCAAUUUAUUUUUAAUUAAUUUAAUUUACUUAU
This is a messenger RNA of Oppia nitens, 677 nucleotides long. RefSeq names its product transmembrane protein 50A-like. The record is from RefSeq and is a predicted model, not a curated record. The transcript is spliced from 4 exons. Gene Ontology annotation, biological process: late endosome to vacuole transport via multivesicular body sorting pathway; protein targeting to vacuole. Bases 144 to 626 code for a protein of 160 amino acids. Lineage: Eukaryota; Metazoa; Arthropoda; Arachnida; Sarcoptiformes; Oppiidae.